Owenia fusiformis is the source of this 707-nucleotide messenger RNA. NCBI's taxonomy places the organism in Eukaryota, Metazoa, Annelida, Polychaeta, Sabellida, Oweniidae. The record is from the annotation of a GenBank genome assembly.
UGCCUUUGUCAUCCAGUGGUCCAUCCUCCUCUCUGGCUUCUUGCACCUCCAUGAUGGACAAAUCGAACUCUCCAUAAAAGGGUUGGUGACAGCCGAUUUUUCUGCCGCUGCCGUACUGAUCACGUUUGGUGCCUUGUUGGGGAAGACCAGUCCCCUUCAGUUAAUCGUUAUUGCCUUACUGGAGAUCGUCUUCUUUACUCUCAAUGAAUGGGUCGGACUCACUUUUAUUAAGGUAGCUGAUGUAGGUGGUUCAAUGUUUGUUCACGUAUUUGGCGCUUACUUUGGCCUGGCGGCCUCUCGGGUACUUUACAAGGUAGACAUCGAGGAAUCGAAAAAAGAGGGCUCUGUAUAUCACUCAGAUAUAUUCGCUAUGAUAGGUACUCUCUUUUUGUGGAUGUACUGGCCAAGCUUUAAUAGUGCUCUUGCAGUCGGGGACGACCAACACAGGGCUGUCAUCAACACAUACCUCGCCCUCGCCUCUUGCUGCGUUGUCUCAUUUGCAAUAUCAGCCGUCCUGAGCGAAGAAAGCAAGUUUGAUAUGGUGCAUAUCCAAAAUUCUACUUUAGCGGGUGGUGUUGCUGUCGGCACAUGCGCUGAUAUGAUGAUUGAACCGUUUGGUGCUCUUGUAAUCGGUGCUGUGGCAGGCACAUUGUCUGUCGUUGGUUACAAAUACAUCACUCCAUUUUUGGCAAAUAAGCUCAAGAUCC